Molecule: messenger RNA, 1545 nt
Organism: Adineta steineri
Lineage: Eukaryota; Metazoa; Rotifera; Eurotatoria; Adinetida; Adinetidae
Source: the annotation of a GenBank genome assembly
AUGUCACAUGAAUCAUAUAUAGUACGAGUAUAUGCUGUUAUCUUUCGAAUUGAUAUAUAUGCAACUACGUCGCGGUGUGCUGUUACAUUUCGAACAAUGCUGUUUAUUGUAUUAUUAUUAAUCAUCGGAGAUGCUCUUGCUAUUUCCAGUCCUAUUCAGCCGUUCACUGCGUAUAGAUACUCAACUGAACUAGAACCUGAUAUAGCCGAUCUUUGGUGGACAGUGGAUAUUGAUGCUAAUGAGAUCACUUUUGAACUGCACAUGAAAACUACAGGGUGGAUAGCGUUAGGCAUUAGUCCAGGUGGCGGCAUGAAAGGUGCUGAUAUUGGAGUUGGAUGGGUUGAUAAUAUGGGAAAAGUUCAUUUUCAGGAUCGAUAUGCAUCCGAUUUCGCUGUACCGAUCAUUGAUAACACAACUAGCAAUUGGCUUGCUCAACGUGGCCGUGAAUCUGACGGAUGGACCGCCAUUCAAUUCAAACGUCCUCUCGACACAUGCGAUCCCAUGGAUGUUUCAAUUAUAUCUGGAACGAACAUCGUCAUAUAUGCGUAUGGUCUUACCGAUCCAGUUGGUGAUAUUAAUUACCAUCAAGGUCGACGUGGUUCACGCAUGAUUCCACUUCAAUCGUAUGCAAAUCCACCACUAGAAAAAAAGUUUACCGAUCUUGAUUAUUUCGAAUUUCGUAUGAACAAUGAUGUUGUUCCAGCCAAUGACACAACUUAUUAUUGUAGAGUAUUCAAAGCGCCGACUGAAUAUCCAAUAAAACGUCACGCCAUUGCUCACAAAACACUGAUCGACCCGAAUAAUAUCGAUUUGGUUCAUCACCUUGUGUUUUUUGCCUGUGAUCCAAGAGCUAAAUUUGAUGAUAAUAAUCUCCCUCAUGGUGUACGUGAUGAGCAUUAUCGAGAAUUGUCUGCUUGUUUUACUGGUACUUCUACUAUUUGGGCAGUAGGUGGUGAGCCGCUUGUCGAAUUUCCAGAAGAAGCUGGUUAUCCGGUUAGUGGUGAUUUUGCCUCGAAAUAUUACAUGCUUGAGAUGCACUAUAAUAAUCCAAAACUAACACCAAAUCGUCGUGAUAAUUCGGGUAUUCGAUUUUACAUUGGAGAAGAACUUCGUCAAUAUGACAUUGGCUAUAUAUCAUUCGGAACUGUUGUCAACACUCUUGCGCUAGCAAUUCCACCAAACAUGGAGCGAUUUAAUGUCGAUUCGUAUUGUCCAAGUGGAUUCAGCAAAGGUGGUGAACGAACAACAGAGGAAAUGUGUUUUCAUCAAUUAACUUAUUAUCCUCGCCAAGACAAUCUGGGUGCGUGUUUUACGCUGAACCACCCCGAUGCAUGGCACGCCAUAAGCAACCGAGCGUUGACAACAUCAAAUUAUACAGAAAUAGUGGAUUGGAUUAAUAAGAUUGAGUGGACGCCAACAUUAGCUGCUCAAUGGCAAGAAUUCUAUAAUAAUGCGUCACGCUUGGUCAAUUACAACGGAAUAUCCGAAACUUUAGACGUUCUACCAAAAUAUAAAGACUUACCGAUAAAAUCGUGUCAAACUUGA